GUUCUAGUGAGAAGAACUAUGAUGAUGAUAAAUUUCUAUCUGAUGAUGAAAUUGAAAUUGAAUAUACUUAUGGGGUUUUUAUUAAAUUGGAGAAUGAAAUGUCUCUUCUGGCAAAAAUAGUUCUUGAAUCCAAUAAUAGUUCAGAUGAUGAAAUUAUUAAACAUUCAAGAAAUAAAAACUCUAUUCCUAAAACUUCAAGCUUAUCAUCAGCUGAAUUGUCAAUUGCAAGAAAUGUCUUAGAGAUUUGUAAGAAAAUUAUUGUGCAAUUUAUAAUCGACCAUGUUUAA
This is a messenger RNA of Dentiscutata erythropus, 287 nucleotides long. The record is from the annotation of a GenBank genome assembly. Lineage: Eukaryota; Fungi; Glomeromycota; Glomeromycetes; Diversisporales; Gigasporaceae.